UGUAAAAUUGACCAUAGGUUUAUCAAAUAUGAAUAAACCCACGUGAGCGGAAGCGUGUGAUAUCAUCACCAAAACACUGUGCCCUGGAGCUGGAAGAAUACUCCUUCUUCAUCUGAGGAUGUGACACGGUUACAAAUAACAAUUUCUUGUUGUUUACCUCCAUUUAGGAAGCACUAUGCUCGAGCAGUCGGAUCGCGCUCCACUGCUGGACUGGGAAGAGAUUUCACCAGCCGAACUGACCCAGGCGGUUCCCUCACCAGCAAAAGAACAUGGAUGGGAAUCGAGCCCGCCAGACGGCUGUUCUCAGGGCAUCACCGCGCCUGGCAUAGGCUGGAGCACCAGAUAUGGGGGUCGAGCAACUGUAACCGCUGUUCCCAGUUUGAACGGGAGCCCUAGCCCUGACUACACUGGUCCAUGGGAUGUCCCCAGUCCCAUCAAUGCCGACCCUGGAAUAUCUCUGAAAGAACGAGUGGGAUGGGAGGAAAAGGACCAAAUAGUGUCUGUGUUUGUGGUAACCUUUGACACAAGAUCCGGUAACAUGGUGGAAUGGUGCUUACCCCAAGAUGUGAAUCUUGACGGAGUGGAAUUCAAGUCAAUGGCCAGCGGCUCACACAGAAUCAGCAACGACUUCAUAUAUUUCCGUAAAGGCUGCUAUUUUGGGCUGGCGUGUUUUGCUAACAUGCCUGUUGAGAGUGAGUUGGAGAGAGGGGCACGGAUGAAGUCUGUGGGUAUUCUGUCUCCCUCUUACACCCUCUUAUAUCACUACAUGCACUUCCUGGAGAACCAGGUUAGACACCAGCUGCAGUGCCCUGGCUCGUACUCUCCUCUGGAGGCCUUCUAUGAGCAUAAAAAAGCUGUGCUGCACCCAGCAGGGAACGGACUGGUCACUGCCUGUCCAACCAGCUACUGGGUCCCAGCCAUCAACCGCUGCAUGCACCCAGAGAUGAAGAUCACCCACCCGGCCGGCUGCAUGUCCCAGUUCAUCCGCUUCUUUGGGGAGCAGAUCCUGGUGCUGUGGAAGUUUGCCCUGCUCCGAAAACGCAUCCUCAUGUUUUCCCCACCGCCUGUUGGUGUCGUGUGCUACAGGGUGUACUGUUGUUGCUGCCUGUCCAACGUCUCUAUACCUGGGAUAGGUGUGUCUGUGCCUGAGCUCCGCCCCUUCUUCUACGUCAAUGUGGCAGACAUCGCUGCCCUGGCGACAGAGAUGUCAUAUGUGGCCUGCACCACCGAGAAGAUAUUUGAGGAGAAGAAGGAGCUGUAUGACGUAUAAGUUGAUAACCAGAAUGUGAAGACACACAGAGAUAGCAUGCAGCCACUGCUCCGGCUGAACGGGGCCGACCGGGAGAAGUAUAGGAAACUGAGCGAACAAAGGCAAAUGCUACAUUACACUCAGGAGGUGGCUGGAGACUGCACAUCAAAUGAGGAGGACCUCUUUAUCCUGUUUUUCAUGGAGCAGAAUAACCGUAUCUUCCAGACUCUAUCGGAGGUGGAGGCGAGUGCGGACCACACCCUGACUGCAGAGCAUGUGAGAGCCAUGGGACUGGACCCCCAGGCAGACCGCACAUUCCUGGAAGACCUGCUGGAGGUCUAUGGCAUUGACGUUAUGCUGGUCAUCGAUAACCCCUGCUGCCCCUGAGCUCUGGCUGUGGCCUGUUCUCUCUUGGUCCUCUGAAGACACUGCCUCCUUCUCUUCCUUCCCUGGCGUUCUGCCCAGUCAAAGGCCUGCAGGUCUCUCUCUCUCGAUCUCUCGCCCGGCUCCGGGAUAUAGCUGUCUAUGGCCAGUGUUCACUCAAUGACAGCUCACCUAGUAAACUGGGCCGCAAUGAUAGAUGAUAGGUACUGCCUGGACUCUGCAGUGCUGUCUGGCGACAGUCUGUUCCCUAUUCAACAAGCACUUGUCUUGUUUGUCUGUUCGCUUGGAAUCGGUUCUCUUCUGACCUGGAUCUCUGCUUGGAUCACCAGGCCUAGUCACUGGAGGUGGAACCAUUGAUCAAUGUGCCUCGUUUGUACUGCUCCCAAUACUAUGGAGCACUGCUGACCGACAGAACCACGGAUCUAGUAUCCAGUGUGGAGCUGGAUCAUUCAUUGUUCCUCCCACUUGGAAUCUUCAUUAAAUCUCCAUGGAAAUAAAAUUCUGCUGUGGCACCAAGCCCUUUUUUCUUAAAUCUUUACAGAGGAUUCUGCCUAACCAUGUAUGUUGUGUUACAAAAUAUGAAUGUGAUUGUCACUUUACCAUGACUUUGUUUCCCCAAAAUUCUGCAUCAGGUCUGCUAGAAUUGAGAGUAAAGAUCACAUGGUUUUCACUCUCUGUUUUCCUCUAAACAUUUCAUGCUGAAGUUGAUCAAUAAUUUAUUUUCUGCGUGAAAAAAAGGAGCAAUGUGAAUUUUUGCGUAUUUGUCAAAUUUCAAUAAUCAAGAAAGCUUAUUCCGAUGAAUCUGAGUCACAUAAACAUCAAAUAGGAAUACCGUUUUUUUCAUGAUGUCAGCUAAUCAUACACAUUAAAAGGGAAAGAUGUAUCAUGCAGGAUGUAUUUAUUUGAAAUCAUGCCCUGGUCCAAGGAGGUAUUUCUUAUGGAGUGAUGAAAGGAAUAUUUGUUAAAUACUGUAACAUUUCAGUAGAGUCUGCACCUGUUUGUCUGACCUUGGUCUAAUGCUGACACUCACAUGGCAGACUCGACCCAGCAAACCAAUAGUGGUUCUGUGAAAGUUCCCAGAACAUUCGUUAGGUUGCGGCAAAUAUUUUCAUAACACAAAACGGUACAGUUGUGCUGAUGAUUAUACAAUGUUUGAAUAAAACAUUCUCCUGAUGUUGCAAGAACAUUCCAGAAAACAUUUUGUCUGUUCUUAACCUGGAAACCUAAUGAGAACAUUUGGGUAAUGUUCUGUGGUGGUUGUUACAGAUGUUGUGCACAAAAUGUUAGUGAACGUUAGAACAUUCCAAGGAUAUUUAAUUUAAAACAUUUUCAAAAAAUAUAUAAAAAAUGUGGAUGUUGUCAUCCUAAUGUUAGAUAAAACCCUAACUAUAACUUAAUGGGAAUCUUCGCUAAUGGUUUAGGAAUGUUAGAUAAAACCCUAACUAUAACUUAAUGGGAAUCUUAGCUAAUGGUUUAGGAAUGUUAGAUAAAACUAUAACUUAAUGGGAAUCUUAGCUAAUGGUCUAGGAAUGUUCCCGGUUUGCUUGGCAGUAACUUACAGGGUUUACUUGUUCCAUGAUCACAUUGAACAUGUGUUUAUUUUGCAAUGUGACUUCUGGAUAAUGUGUUGUGUAUUGUCUUAUCAAGUUUCUUAAUUCGAUGUUUAAAAUUCAAAAGCCACUCACACUCUGAGCUAUCUUUUUUGCAGGUGCAUGGUAACAGUUGGAUAAGAUGAGAAAAAGAAGGACCCCACACACUGCUCUUGAUAGUAUCACUGCUCUUUAAUAAGCUUUACGUAUCGGCCUCACGGCCUUCGUCAGAGCUUUUUCAUUUGAUGUUUAAAAUGGUCAACCUGGGAGACUUAAAUGCAUGUGAUUCUAUGACACUAACUGAUCAUGAAUUCUGCACCACACCGCAACCUCUGGACUCGUGUUUGAUGACCACAUGAUUAUGUGUAAACUUAUUUGUGUGCUGAUUUAAUGGUCCAAUGUUCUGCCAACAGAGAAAAGGUGCAGUCAGUGAUCUAACAGUCAGUCUGUCUCAGAGUGAGCGGGUGUUUCUCAAGUGGAGAAGCUAGCUGUGUACUUGAGUUUUAGUUUGAUUCAAAUGAGAUUUGUUGCAGAUUGAAUUAAAUCCACUGGUGUGCUAUGAGUGCAGAUACAACUCGAGUGUUAUUUUCUUGUAGGAGCUAGUCAGCUGCAAGCUGUGCCCCGUCACUGUAACAAAGACUCCUUUGUAUUCUUAGUUCUCUGGUGAUGUCAACCCCAAGCAUGAUAGUGGGAUUUACCCUCCUAUCUGGGCAGACAGUCAGACCCCAUCUGUUUUGGCAGAGGGUCUUCUUUAGCCCUCACACUAUGGUUCUGCAUUGUGUGGAUAAAAAUAUAUAUGGAUAGGAGCGCUGAUAUAGGAUCAGUUUUACUUUUUAGAUCAUACUGAAUAAGAUUACAUGGACAAGGGGACUUGAUCCUAGAUCAGCACUCCUACUCUGAGACCCUUUUUGAAUACAGGCCCUGGAGAUAAAGUUACUUUGUUCAAAUAGUGCUGGGAGACAGACUGUUCAUGAAAUCAAUGGCUUAAGCCAUUGCUCAAUGACUCAUAAAAUAGUGUUGAUGAAGACUGCACACUGCUUCCAUUGGGUUCAACUGGUCAGUAAGUGUCAGCAAUAGUGGCAAUGUUCAUUGAGGUUUUACUAGGAACAGUUUUGUUAUAAAGCCUAAUUAGUAGGUCAUCUUUUAGUGUUGUGGACAGGCACUCAAUCAAGACCACAGGCUUAUUUUAACUGGAAAGAUGCAUAGGGGAAAAGUUUUUCAAUUUAAUGACUUCCAGCUACUGUAUCAAUGUGUUAAUUGACACUACUGAUACUAGUGCUAAUAUGAUUAAAUGUACAAGUUCUUCACAUCCAUGAUGACUUAGCUCAUUUUCUUUGCUCUGUUUGUUUUGACCUGUUCCACCUUGUGCCUUUCGGCACAUCCUGGGCAUGCUACCAUUUGUUUUACAGGUGUAUCAUGUCUAUGAAGUAGAGUGUAUACGACACAAACGGAAUUGUAUCAAAUGCUUUCUUUGUGGAAUUUGUUCACAGACCUGUACCAGCAUUGGCUAAUUGGAAUUUAUUUGUACAGUAUGUCACCGCACUGAAUGUCAAAAGAAAGAAUGAUCUGUUGUACUUCAGCACUAAUAUGCAACAAGAGCGGUAACUUAUAUAGCCUUGAUCACAGCAACUGUAACAUAAACCUAUACUCCCAACUACACAGCUAUAUCCAGAACCUGUGCUACUGUAAAACAUGGAAAGAGACUUCAGUGACGAAUACCCAUUUAGUAACUUGAUCGCAUGAGCCACUCGUUUCCAAGCCAGUGACAUUAUACAGUACUUCCAUUGUAAACACAAAACAUUUGUUUUCUCGGAAUCUUGUUGGAUUGUAUUUGUGAUAGUGUUGCCAAUGGAGAGUGAUUCUCAUGCCAAUGUAUCUCAUCUUAUCAUAGAGUACUGUACAAUGCCGACAGUCUCUCUGCACAUCUCUAGAGACUGUUCAUUCCAAUUGGUAUUAAAAGGCAAUAGAACACA
Messenger RNA from Salvelinus fontinalis (brook trout), 5195 nucleotides. RefSeq names its product DENN domain-containing protein 11-like. The record is from RefSeq and is a predicted model, not a curated record. NCBI's taxonomy places the organism in Eukaryota, Metazoa, Chordata, Actinopteri, Salmoniformes, Salmonidae. Gene Ontology annotation, cellular component: cytoplasm. The transcript has 10 exons.